GUGGUCAGCACAUGUAUCAUCAGCGGCGAGAGUCAAUUUAACAAUCUCACCCUCAUCCGCCCGGAAUACUUCAAACUUUUAGGAGAGACGCACGGAAAGUGUCUCUUUGCGUCAGUCCUCCUCUUCAUCACAUCAUAAAGAACACUUGCUGAAUCACAGCACCUCCCUCGAUCUUCAUCUUCAUCAUCAUGUCUGGGAAGUCAGACGGUGCGCAGAAGAAGUGGGUGGCUAUGCAAGGUCGAAUGGGCUCGUCUCAUGACUCGGACGGCUCGCAGGAGGCCAACCUGGAGAACGCAGACGCCGAGCUGUGCAUCCGUCUGCUGCAGGUGCCCACCGUGGUCAACUACUCAGGCCUGAAGAAGCGGCUGAUGAAGAGCGACCAGGCCUGGAUGGUGCAGUUCCUGGAGCUCUCGGGCCUCGACCUGCUGCUGGAGGCCCUGGCCCGUCUGUCGGGACGUGGCUGCUCUCGAAUCGCAGACGCUCUGCUGCAGCUGACGUGUGUGAGCUGUGUGAGAGCCGUGAUGAACUCCUCCGCUGGGAUUCACUUCAUCGUGGAUAAUGAGGGAUACGUGCGCAAGCUGUCGCAGGCUUUGGACACAUCUAACACCAUGGUGAAGAAGCAGGUGUUUGAGCUGCUGGCGGCCCUCAGCAUGUUCUCCUCCGAGGGUCACAGACUCGCGUUAGAUGCUCUGGACUAUUACAAGUCUGUGAAGACGCAGCAGUAUCGAUUCAGUGUGAUUAUGAAUGAGCUCCAGUCCACUGAUAAUGUGCCUUACCUGGUGACCCUUCUGAGCGUCAUAAACGCCCUGAUCUUCAGCGCCGACGACCUGCGGCAGAGAGACAAGAUGCGCAAGGAGUUCAUCGGAUUACAGCUGCUUCGCCUGCUGCCGAAGUUAAGAGAAGAAGAUGAUGAAGACUUGAUCAUCCAGUGUGAGGCGUUUGAAGAGGCCAUGGCUGAGGAUGAGGACGAACUCCUGAGGCUUCAUGGAGGAACUGACAUGAGCAACCAUCAGGAAGUCUUCACAUCUCUGUUUAACAAGGUGAGCAGCUUCCCGUCGUCUCUUCAGCUGUUGUCCGUCUUGCAGGCGCUGCUGCUGCUGGGUCCCGAGCGAGCCGAUAUCUGGCAGGCGCUGGAGGCGCUCGCUAACAGAGCCGUACUGAUCGCUCAGAGCUCGGAGAUGGACUCAUGUGAGAAGAUCCUGCAGCGUCUUGUUUUCACAAAGGAAUUAUCCAAAGGCUCUUAUGAAGUCGACGGUUACGAAUACAAGAGAAAGAAUCAAGCCGUACAGACGGAGACCAAAGAGGACACACUGGAGUGUUCCUGCAAACCAACCAAAAACCAUGAACCUUCUCCCAACUCCACAAAGACUGGAUCUCCUCCUCCUCCUGCUCCAGGAGCAUCUAUACCUCCUCCUCCUCCAGGAAUGACUUCUAUAUGUUCUCCACUGCCUCCAUCUUUACCUGGCAUGAGUGUGCCUCCUCCUCUUCCUCCUGCACCUCCUCCUCCUUCAGGAGCAUCAAUGCUUCAUCCACCACCUCCACCUCCUCCUCCUCUUCCAGGAGCGUCAAUGGUUCAUACACCACCACCACCUCCUCUUCCAGGAGCAUCAAUGCUUCCUCCUCCUCCUCUUCCAGGGAUGGCUUCUACAGUUCCUCCACUGCCUCCAGCUUUACCUGGCAUGACUGUGCCUCCUCUUCUUCCUCCAGGAGCAGGUGAUGUGAUCGUGGCCCAGACGUUUUACCCAGUUGGUCAGUGUUACUCGGCGCUGGUGAGGAGCGGCCCUCAUCCCUCGCUCCGGAUGAAGAAGCUCAACUGGCAGAAGCUGAACUCCAGAGCCGUCACCGAUGGUCCUUCAUUGUGGGCAUCUGUCACAAGCAAAUCUCAGCUGGAGCCCAAUUACAGCAGCAUCGAGCAGCUCUUCUGUCUGCCGCUCGCCGAACCCAAAGACACGAGCCUCGCCGCGCCGCGCAAGAAGGAGCCCAAGGAGAUUUCCUUCAUUGACCCCAAGAAGAAUAUGAACCUGAAUAUCUUUCUGAAGCAGUUCAAGUGCUCAAAUGAAGAGUUCGUGUCAAUGGUGCAGAAAGGAGACUGUUCGAAAUUUGACGUGGAGUCCCUGAAACAGCUGCUAAAACUGCUUCCAGAAAAACACGAGAUUGACAACUUAAAAUCAUUUCAAGGAGAUCCGGACAAACUGGCAAACGUGGACCACUUUUACCUCUCACUGCUGGCUGUGCCCUGUUACCAGCUGAGGAUUGAAUGCAUGUUGCUGUGUGAGGAGACUCUGUCUGUGCUGGAGAUCCUGAAGCCCAAGGUGGAGCUGCUGGAGACGGCGUGUGAGAAUCUCAGGAAAAGUUCACUGCUGCCCAGUUUCUGCAAACUCAUCCUCAGCGUUGGAAACUUUCUCAACUAUGGAAGCCACACCGGAAACGCAGAGGGAUUCAAGAUCAGUUCCCUGCUAAAACUCACCGAAACCAAAGCAAACAAGAGCCGCAUCACGCUCUUACAUCACAUCCUGGAGGAAGCUGAAUUAAAUCAUCAAGAGCUGCUGGAGCUUCCAGACGACAUCGAGGCCUGUGAGAGAGCAGCCGGUGUAAAUCUGGACUCGAUUCAGACAGAAACCGGUCUCCUCCUGAAGAGACUGAGAGACGUGGAGAAGAAAGUCUCCUCUUCGCUCGAGGACGUCAAGCAGCAGUUCUCAGAGAUCAUCGAGAAGAACCUGGCGGCGUGUGAAGCUCUGGACCAGCGUUUCUCCAGCAUGGACAGCAGGAAGGGAGAUCUGGCUCAGUAUCUGUGUGAAGACGUGUCUCAGCUCUCGCUCGACGAGCUCUUCAGCACCAUCAAGAUCUUCCGCCAGCUCUUCAUCAGAGCCCUGAAGGAAAACAAGAUCCGUAAAGAACAAGCGGCUAAAGCGGAGAAAAGAAAGCAGCAGCUGGAGGAAGAAGAGUCCAAGAGACAGAAGGGAGAAGAUGGGAAGAGAAUUCGUCGAGGCGUGCCUCCGCAGGACGACGGCUGCAUCAUCGAUCAUCUCCUGGCCGACAUUCGCAAGGGUUUCCAUCUGAGAAAGACUCGUCCCAGGUGCGAAUCAGAAAGUGUAAUGCAUGGAGAUUCAGGAGCGUCCGGUAAGAAUAUCAGCCUCUGAAGCGGCUCCAGUGCAGAAGUCUGAAGCGUUCGUCUUCACGUUUCUCACGUGAAAAGCGCUGAAGCUCCGUUUAUAAUCCGAUAAAAACAGACUCUAACUUUCAUAUCAGUCCAGAAAGAGAUAUUAAUGAAACCGUUUCUGACUCCUUUAAACCUGAUUCCUCAUGCCCUGCUGCUCCACCAAUCAGCUUUGCCGCAUGCCCUCAUGCCUGCUUCUGAUUGGUCGUUCACAGCUGUCUGUCACAUGUCAGCGUGAACUGUAAAUACAAGCUGAAGCUUGUGGGUAGUUGACAUUAUUUAUUUGAUUUUUCAACAUCAGUUUUUCCAGAUUGUUUAAGGAAAAGUUGUUUAUAUCCUAUAAAUGGUUACUUUUAGGUUCUCCUCCUUUUUAUUCAGCUUUAUAUAGAGCUGCAGGAUUAAUCACAAUAUGACUUAAUGCUUCAAAAUAAACAUACGAUAGUUUGAAAAUUAAGAAAUUCAGAAAAAUUAAGCCGUAAAUAUUAUUUUUUUCAGUACAGUGACUUGUAAAUUGCAAUAAACUGUACAAUAAAUUAUU
Messenger RNA from Carassius gibelio (silver crucian carp), 3695 nucleotides. It is a transcript of the gene inf2, whose product is annotated as inverted formin 2. Lineage: Eukaryota; Metazoa; Chordata; Actinopteri; Cypriniformes; Cyprinidae. Gene Ontology annotation, molecular function: small GTPase binding; actin binding. Bases 189 to 3140 code for a protein of 983 amino acids. Gene Ontology annotation, biological process: actin cytoskeleton organization. The transcript is spliced from 20 exons. The record is from RefSeq and is a predicted model, not a curated record.